Molecule: messenger RNA, 2669 nt
Organism: Meloidogyne enterolobii
Lineage: Eukaryota; Metazoa; Nematoda; Chromadorea; Rhabditida; Meloidogynidae
Source: the annotation of a GenBank genome assembly
UUUUUAAAAAUAUUUUUAAAAUGGUUCAAACUUAUCAAAGUCCAGUACGUGUCUACAAAUUUCCUUUUGAGUUGAGAUUUCCAACAUGUCCACAAAUUCCUAUUUUUGUCGGUUCUGAGAUUACUUAUGAAUGGAAAGCUGAAGAUGGUGGUGAAGAAAUUAUAGAACGUAAAUGUCAACUUAAUGUAGAAGCUCCUUAUCUUGUCAAAAAGAUUGCGGGUGUAGAUUAUGUUUAUUUUAAACAAAGGAAUCAUUUAAAUUUGCGUGCUAGAACUUUGCUUAUUGAGGCUUCAAACAUUUCUUUUGCUAAUCGUAUUGUUGUUAUUGAAAAUUGCCGAUAUUACGUUCACACAGAAAAUCCAGAAUGGACAUGCUUUGAACAAAAUUCAAGCCUUGAUGUAAAAUCAUUUUUUGGGCUGGAAUCGGCAAUUGAAAAACUUGCUGUUAAACAAUAUAGUGCUAAUAUUGCUAAGGGAAAAGAAGUACUCGAAUUUUUUAUUGACGAAUUGAUUAAGAAUGGAGUUACACAUGUACCGAUAUGGAAGGGUGAAGAGAAAGAGGACACAAAUGCCGAUAAUCCUUCUGAUGAAACUGGAAAAAUUGAUUUAGUAAAAACUCCUGACAGGAGUUCUCCGCCGACGACACCUCCAGCCAGCAGUAGUGGUUUUGGAGGCUCUUGUUCAACUACAUUAACUGCAAAUGCUGUUAUAAACGAACUAAAUUCUGAACCUUUAUCAGGCACGGCAGAGGAAAAACUUUCACGUGAAGAACUGAAACGGAGGCGUUCAAGUGGAUUAGGAGGAAGUGGAAAACAAAAAUCUUCUGGGACAGCAAAUGGUGUUUUAUCCGCUGCUUCUGUUACGCAACAAUUGGGAAAACUGCGUGUUAAUCCUGCUCAACCUGAUGCUGCAGGUCGGGCUACUAGUUUUGAUGAUUUGGAUUCUAAAUUGGAAGGUGAAUAUAUUCAACGUUUUUUGGGUCAACUCACACCUUUGGAAGAAAGCCGUCUUUGUGAGUUGUAUGUUCUACAAUCAGCACAUAAAGGAAAAAUACCAAAUGAUGCACAUUUGUUGCGUUUUCUUCGUGCACGUGAUUUUGAUGUUCAAAAAGCUAAUCAUAUGAUUGUAAAUUCUCUUCUUUGGCGUAAACAGCAUAAUGUUGACAAAAUUCUACAUGAUUUUGUUCCACCUCCAUUAUUGAUUAAAUAUUUCCCAGGUGGUUGGCAUCACAGCGACAAUCAAGGCCGGCCUCUUUUUAUUUUGCGUUUAGGACAAAUGGAUAUAAAGGGUCUUUUGCGUUCUGUUGGUCUUGAAUCAAUAGUUAAAUUUACUCUUUCAAUUUGCGAGGAAGGACUUUUAAAGACUGCUGAGGCCACAAAACGUUUGGAAAAACCAAUAAGUGCUUGGACACUUCUAGUUGAUCUUGAGGGGUUAAGUAUGCGGCAUUUAUGGCGUCCUGGAGUUCAAUGCCUUUUACGAAUAAUUGAAAUGCUUGAGGCCCACUAUCCAGAAUGUUUAGGAAUGGUUUUAAUUAUACGAGCGCCUCGUGUUUUUCCAACUUUAUGGACUUUAAUUUCUCCCUUUAUUGAUGAAAAUACACGCCAGAAAUUUGUGUUAUAUGCAAGUGAUCAAUUACUACAAGAAUUGCAACGUUACAUACCUGAAGAUUAUUUGCCUGAUUUUCUUGGUGGGAAAUGUAAAUUUGACUGCGCUGCAAUAACAGAACCUCCUUGGAUGGUUCCAAAAUCAGAAUAUUUACCAAUUCCUGGAGGAGAAUUGCUACGCGAAACAAAUGAUAUUCUUACAAAUACUUAUACACAAGUUGUGGUUAAUCGAGGUUCUCCAUAUGAGGUUUGUGUUUGGGUUCAGCAAGCUGGUUCUGUGCUUACUUGGGAUUUUGACAUUAUUAAGGGCGAAUGUGAAUUUGUUAUUUACUACUCCGAAAAGAAAAUUUCUUCAAAAACUCCUCUCUCUGGCCAUUCAGCUACAGCAGCAGGAGCAGUUUCAUCAACGCCAACAACAACUGCUACUACUCCUGGUCCAUUGGAUCGAGUUGUUGACACUGUUACAAGUGAACUGUCUAAUUUACUUUCUCCUUCUACAAUUCCGCAUUUUCAUGCAAUUGAAUGUGAACCAGAAUUUCGUGUUGGUACUGAACUUACAAUUAUUGGGAAUCCAUUAGAUUUUAAAGAAACGGAUUCAAUGCAAGGCACAACUUAUUGUGAUAAAGGAGGUACUUAUAUUCUUCAAUGGCGACAUCCUGGCGAAUUUGUAGCAGCUGUUUCAACAGAAACUAGCAGCAAAAAAGAAUCCUCACAUAUUGGAGACGGUUCAAGUUCUCAUGUUCCAUCUACGACUCAUCAACAACAACAAAAAACUUCCACUUCUGGACCAACACAUAAAUGUCGUCUUAUGGUAUAUUAUGAGCUGCUGAACUCUAAGGAUUUUAAAGGAAGUGUUGCCUCUUUAGAAUCUUGCCGUUCUUCUUUUAAUUCACUCGUUGCUGCUGCCGCUAUUUCUACUGAUAUUACUGCUGCUACCUCUUCAGCUUCACCACCACUUCAUAAUUCUGAACUUAAAUUGAAACAAGAACAACAAAACAAGAAAGAUUCCAAUGCUUCUAUCGAAGAAGAUUAUUCAACUGCAACUGAAAAAACUCCAAAAAGUUGA